GCGAGAGCGGCGGCGGAGCUCGCUGGGCCCGGCUCGGAGGCGGCGGCGAGUGGGUGUCCGCUGCGGAGAUGGCUAACAUCGCGGUGCAGAGGAUCAAGCGGGAGUUCAAGGAGGUGCUGAAGAGCGAGGAGGCUUACUCACCUUCAGGGGGAUGCUUUUAAAGCCUCACUCGUUUCAGUCAUGUUACCUGUUUCCUGAACAGUAUGUCCUGAGGAGUUUGGCUUUGAUAGGAAAGAAGUGUACGAGUCCUAAGACGAGCAAAAAUCAAAUUAAAGUAGAUCUUGUAGAUGAGAAUUUUACAGAAUUAAGAGGAGAAAUAGCAGGACCUCCGGACACACCAUAUGAAGGUGGGAGGUAUCAACUAGAAAUAAAAAUUCCAGAAACAUAUCCGUUUAAUCCUCCUAAGGUGCGGUUUAUCACCAAAAUAUGGCAUCCUAAUAUUAGCUCAGUCACUGGGGCCAUUUGUUUGGAUAUUCUGAAAGAUCAAUGGGCAGCAGCAAUGACUCUAAGGACGGUGUUGUUAUCACUGCAAGCGUUGUUGGCAGCUGCAGAACCAGAUGAUCCACAGGAUGCAGUAGUGGCAAACCAGUACAAACAAAAUCCAGAAAUGUUUAAACAGACAGCUCGACUUUGGGCACAUGUGUAUGCUGGAGCACCAGUUUCUAGUCCAGAAUACACCAAAAAAAUAGAAAACCUUUGUGCUAUGGGCUUUGAUAGGAAUGCAGUAAUAGUGGCCUUGUCUUCAAAAUCAUGGGAUGUAGAGACUGCAACAGAAUUACUCCUGAGUAACUGAGCCAUGUAGAGAGAGCUGCUUCAGUAGUCCAGCUUGCCCCUUCUGGAGGAGCAUCACCAUCUGUUAUUUUUAGGAUUCUAUAUAGAUUCUCUUUUAAAACUGGCACUCUUGCCUGAUGAUGCUGUCUAGGCACUAUUGGAGACUGAAAAAAAACGCUCUGUAAAUAAAGCUAAUUAAACAUCUGUGUAAAUUUAAAAAGGGGAAAUACUUUAAUUUUUUUUCUUACUAAAUAUUGUAAAAAUUCUUUGAGCUCAGCUAAGAUAAUGGGGGAAAAACAUGCCUACUUUAGUGUUUAGCAGUGUGACGAAGACUAGCAGGAACUUGCUUCAGGAUUUUGAUUUAGUAAUUCAGAAAGCAACAUUUUUGAGUGUUAAUCAUCAGAAUUGUUGGUGCCACUCAUCACAGCUAUCUUACUGUUUUUAACAUGGAUCCUAUGUGCCUGUGGAUUGACCUAUAUUUGCAUGCUUGUACUUAAUAGACAUAUUAGGUAGGGUCGCUGAAGAGAGCACCAUUGAAAUACUCGAUUGUUCUUGUAACUUUUUUCCUGAAAGAUUUUCAAGACUUACCCAAAGUUCCAAAUGGUGACCUAUUCAGAACCGGUUUCUUUCUAGCUUAUUAAUUGGGAAACCUGAUUAUCCUCUCCCUUACAUCAUACAGCUGAAUAUCCUCACUAAAUUAUGUUCCGUCAUCUGUGGGUAUUAUGUGUGCCAUUUACAGUAGUCUAGGCUCCCCUUUUAAAAAAUAUAUUUUGAAUUAUCAGUAAUGAUUUUCAUCUAUCAUGUUUUCUACACAACACAAUCUUAUAAAGAGUAUGCCUCGAUAUAGCACAAAAAGAUGGAGCUGGUUUUCUUUCCUUUUUUUUUGUCUUAAAUAGAUGUAAAAUGUUCUUCAGUACAUUCUGGAUAAUAUGAUUUCACUGGGUUUGAAGGAGGAAAAAGCUGAUACUCUAGUGUACUGAGAAUUAAAAAUUUUUUUUCUUCGAGUACUUGAUAUGAUGCAAUCAGCUGUUUUUUGCAGCGGUUUUCUAGCUUUAUUUUGGGCUUCGAUUUAAGGAUUGUUUACCAGGUACUUUAAAAUUCAUCCUUGCUUGCAUUUUUCUCUAGUUGACACAUGGAGGCUGUGUUGGUGUUUUCACUGUACAUACUUCAAAUGCACAUAGAAGUAGAAGUGUGUUCUCAAUUUAGCUUUCUUUUGGAUUGAUGUUUCUGAUAAACAAGAACUGAAAUCUUAUCUUGGCUUGUACAUACAGUCAGUCGUCUUAUUCGUAUUAAAAUGACAUUUCCUCCUGA
This is a messenger RNA of Falco peregrinus (peregrine falcon), 2082 nucleotides long. RefSeq names its product ubiquitin conjugating enzyme E2 K (gene UBE2K). The record is from RefSeq and is a predicted model, not a curated record. NCBI's taxonomy places the organism in Eukaryota, Metazoa, Chordata, Aves, Falconiformes, Falconidae. Gene Ontology annotation, molecular function: protein binding; ubiquitin conjugating enzyme activity. The coding region runs from base 152 to 793 and encodes 213 amino acids. Gene Ontology annotation, biological process: protein polyubiquitination; proteasome-mediated ubiquitin-dependent protein catabolic process. Gene Ontology annotation, cellular component: nucleus. The transcript is spliced from 9 exons.